This is a messenger RNA of Caenorhabditis angaria, 4634 nucleotides long. The record is from the annotation of a GenBank genome assembly. Lineage: Eukaryota; Metazoa; Nematoda; Chromadorea; Rhabditida; Rhabditidae.
AUGACAGAUUCCGAAAGUUCUAGCGAGUCGAAAAGUUCGAAAAAAUCAAUGUUUGAAGAGAUUCAGGUGAGAUUUGGGCUUUUUUGAAGGGAAAUUUGGGAUUGAAAGCCUGGAAAAAGCCUAGUAGGCCUGAAAAUAUUUAAAAAUUAGCCUAGAAGCCCGAAAAGUUGCUCUAGAGCUAGAAAAAAUGGUCUAGAAUUUAGAUAAAAGACCUGAGAGCUCUAAAAGUGGUCCAGCAGCCUAGAAAUUGGCCAGACGGCCUGAAAUUUUCUAAAAAUUUAUAAAAGUAGCCUUUUACAAAUUUAUCAAAGAUUCUUAUUUGCAGAAAAAUUAUCGAAAUUUUGAAACAGUAAAUUUUUUCUGAGAGAAAAACAUUUUUAUUUUGAAAAUUCAAUCGAUAUUUAAUUAAUUAAUUUAAUUUAUGAUGCCACGUGGUUUUUUUUGAAGAUUUUCAGCUCAAUUUCAGACUAUUUUUCUAAAAAAUCAUUGUCAAUUAUUUUUUGGUGAAGUCUGUGUAUUAGAAACUUAACUUUCACAGAAAAAUUCAUGAAAACUUUGAAACAGUGAAUUUUUUCGGAACAUUUUUUGCCUCACAUUCCCUCAAAACUUCAUUGCCAAGUUUUUUGAGAACAUUUUUUCAUCGCAAAAAAAAUUAGAUUUUUGAUCCAGCUAAUAAAUAAGCUUGUUAAAAAAUCAGAAAACGAAAAUAAUUAAAUUUUUUUGACGAAAUAAAAUAAAUUAAUUUUUGGUACGUACUCUGAUUGAAAAAUUGAUAUUUCAGAGAUCAAAAAAUCUCGAUUUUUCCGAAAAUUAUUGGAAUAUUGCGAAAUUCAGGAAAUUCUCAAAAAUCACAGAUUUUUGAAACAGUGAAUUUUUGGGAAAAACAAGUUUUUCAAAAAUUAAAUUGAGCUUAACAAAAAAAACCAGCAAAUUCUCAAAAAUCAAGAAUUUUUGAAACAGCAAAAAUUCGUAAAAAUUUUGAAACAGUAAAUUUUCAGAAAAACAUUAUAGGUUAAAAAUCUAAAUUUUCUGGCUCAAAAAGUUUUUCAAAAUUUGAAUUUGAACCGAUUGACGUAGCUUCACCAAAAAACCAGCAAAUUCACCAAAAUCAAAAAUUUUUGGAACAGUGAAAAUUUUAAAAUCAAAAUGUUAAAAAAAAUUCUGAAACAGUGAAUAUUUCUGAAGGAAACUACAAAAUAAUUAUUUAUUUUCGAACUUCAAUUUUCAAAUUUUUUUAAAACAGUGAAUUUUUUUUCGAAACAAAAAAUUAUUUUUCAAGAUCUGGGCCUUGAUUCCGGGCUCCGGGCUUUCAGGCUUCUAGGCCACCUUUAAAAACCUUCCCCCAAGUCCCAUUUUCCAGGUCAUCGAACUAAACCGCUCAAACUUCCAACAAAUCUGGCCCUAUCUUCUAAUCUCCAUCAAAUCCGCCGACUUCAUCGGCCUAGAUCUCGAAUUAUCAGGCCUCGGCGGAAAAGGCCUAAGAUCCAAGGAUAUUCAGGAGAGAUAUCAGGCUAUUAGAGAAGCAGCAAAGACACGAAGUAUUUUAUCGCUCGGAAUCGCCACGUUGAAAUUGGUGCAGAAAAAUGAGAAGAAAAAGAGGCUGCGGUAUCAGGCGCAGGUUUUCAAUAUCAUAACAUUAUCCGAAAAGCCCUUCACAAUUGAGCCAAACGCUCUGAAAUUCCUGGCUCGCCACAAUUUCGAUUUCAACAAGCUAAUCAAGCUUGGGGUCCAGUUCCAAGGAGCAUCAGGUCAAUGUCCACUGAAAGCCCUGUUCUUCGAGCUAUUCUCAAGCUCUUCAAGCCUUUGUCUACACAACGGCCUGGUCGAUCUGGCCUUUAUCUACCAGCAAUUUUAUGGCGCCGAACUACCGGAUAAUCUGGAUAAAUUCUGCUGUAAUCUGGCGGAUCUUUUCCCGCUGGAUUUUCUGCCUGUUUUGGAUUCGAAAUAUUUGGCUGAGUACUCGACUCGACUCCCAUCUUCAUAUUUGGAAUAUGUAUUUCGACGUAGCCAGGGGGACAAUUUAUUGGAGAGGGAGAAUUCGCGAUUUUGGGUGGAUGUUGUCUUCCCGGAGCAUCGUAUGGAAAUUGUGAAACAGUCGAUGGAUGUGGUGAAAUGUGCACUGCCUGAUGGAUUUCCGAAUCAUCCGAUUCCUGUCGAUUUGCAUAAUCAUGUUUGUAACUCGUUUGCGGUGAGUUUCUUCAAAUUUUCUCAAACUUCUUCAAAAAAAUCCGACGUGGCAAUUAAUUAAAAUUUUGAUUUGAAAAAAAAUCCACAUUUUUCCUAUCUCAAAAAUUUUUCACUGUUUCAAAAUUUCCAUAAUUUUUGCAAUUUGCAUUUUUUUUAAUGUUAUACCCAUGGGUCUAUUCGAUUUUCGCUGGAAUUUCAAAAUUUUUGAAGCAAAAAUUUUGAACAUGUUUUUUUUUUUUUGAAAAAUUCACUGUUUCAAAAAAUCGAUGAAUUUUUCUUGGUUUUUUGUGAAAAACGAUCUCUAGGGCAAAAACAGCAAUCCAUCAAAAAAAUCCGAAAUUUCAGAAAAAAAUUUUCCACGUCAUAGAUAUGUUUUCUCGAAAUUUUUCUAGAAAUUAGAAUUGAAAAUCCUUGAUUAAUUAGAAAGGACAGAGACAAAUGCCACGGCAUAAGCCGAAAAUUUCAGCUAAUCUCGAAAUUUUGUAAAGAAAAAAUUUCACUGUUUCAAAAUUUCGAUGAAUUUAUCGGGAUUUUCGUGAGAAACGAUUUUUUAGGCGAGAUAUCCAUUAAAAAAGUUCUCGAAAUUUCAGAUUUGUUACAAUAUGAAAAAUUUGCCACGUCGUAAAUAUGUUUUCUCAGAAAAUGAGGUUGAAGCGGAAAUUUCGUUAAUUUUUCGUAACCAAAAAAAAUUCACUGUUUCAAAAUUUUGAUGAAUUUUUCUUGGUUUUUCGUGAAAAACGAUCCAAAAGAAAAUUCUCGAAAUUUAAAUUUUGCCACGUCAUAGAUAUGUUUUCUCGGAAUUUUUCUGAAAAUAAAACUGACAAUCCAUAAUUAAUUAAAUCUCAAAGGACAGAGACAAAUGCCACGUCAUAUGCCGAAAAUUUCCGCUAAAAGCUAAAAUUUCGAAAUUUUUUGUACAACAAAAAAAUCACUGUUUCAAAAUUUUUAUGAAUUUUUUCUGGACUUCUGGUGAAAAUCGUAGCAAUUUUCCAAAAUCUGAAAACAUCUGAAAAUCCACGUGGCGAAAAUAUUUUUUUUGUAAUUUUCAUUGAAAAUUUCAGGAUUUUAUGAGGUUGAAACUAAAUUUUUUGAAAAAUUUUGUGAAAGAAAAAUUUCACUGUUUCAAAAAAUCGAUGAAUUUUUCUUGGUUUUUGUGAAAAACGAUGAAUUGAUAAUAAAUAACCAGCAUAUUCGAAUUUUUCCAGAAUCUGAAAACAGCUGAAAAUCCACGUGGCAAAACAAUUUAUUUUGAUUUUGAUCGAAAAUUCCAGGGUUUCGUAGGUUGAAGCAAACAUUUCGAAAAUUUUUUCUUUCGAAAAAAUUCACUGUUUCAAAAAAUGGAUGAAUUUUUCGGGAUUUCUGGUGAAAAACGAUAUGUGAUCUCCACCAAAAAUCAAUUUUCAGCUCAAAAAAUCCCCUCAAUUUCCAGCAUCACGGCUUCUGUCAAAAUCCUCAAAACUGCGUCAAACUUCAUGACGUGGAUUCGGCCAUCGAUUUGCAGCGAAUCAAGGAAAAUAAGAAGGCUUUCAAAAGGAAACGAAGAUAUCAUAAUAUAAUUUCGGAAGGAGUUGUUGAAGAACAAUUGGAAAAUGAAAUGGAGUGGAAAAAAGCGAAAUUCGAGAAUAAUUUGAAGGUUCGCGAUAUUAAGGAGAAGAUUGUGAAUCGAAUGGCUGAAAAUGGUGAGGGUUUUGGGGAGGAAAUUUUGGGAAAUUGGGCUGAAAAUAUGAUUUUUGGUCAAAAAAUGGCUGAAAAUUCAGUUUUCUUCAUAAUUUUUGACCUAAAAUUAACCUUAAGGUGGGAAACGAGUCUAAAACUGAAAUUUCCGUCUAGAAAGCGCUCAAAAUUGACUGGCAAGCACCUUAAAUUGACCUUAACGAUCUAAGGGAUUUAGGGUACCUUUUAGAGUAGUUUGUGAAUUUUCGGGUGAAAAAUAGGCCUGAAAUCAUGAAUUUUGACCUGAAAAUCCUCAAAAUUCGCAAUUUUCUAUGAUUUUUACUCGAAAAAUCUGAAAUUUUGACUGAAAAUCAAAUUUCCACCUGAAAAUGCUUCAAAUUGUUUCAGGUCUUCAUCGAGCUGGCGUCGACGCUUUCAUGACCGCUUUUUCGGUGAUUUUCCAGCAAAGAUUGGAGCUGGCAAGGGAUAAUUCGGUUUCUGUUGAGGUAAGUCUGAAAAGCCUGGAAAUGGCCCCAAAAUAGUCCAAAAAUUUUGUAUUUAAUAAUCGAAGAAAUAUCUUUCCCGACAAAAAAAAUUUAUCAGAAUUUUGAAACAGUGAAUUUUUUCCCCAGCACGCCAACAAACUUCCUUUAUCCGGAAAAGAUCAGCCACUUCAAUUGACUCAUCGUCAAAUCAUCGGCACCUUCGAAAAUCACGAACAUUUGGAGAAUUUGGCGAAAAUCGAGAAAAAUCGCGAAUUUGUCAGGAAUAAUGCUGCGAAAUCUAUGAAAUAA